AUGUAUUCAUGCCAUGAUUCAUUGACGUCGAACAGAGCAGUUGUCAUGUCUAAUAACGAAGAUUCAGUCCAAUAUGCCAAGCAAUUGGAUGCAGAAUUUCCUUCAUAUAAGGAACAUUUUGCUAUUCCAACUCUAGGUUCUUUAGGAUCUAAUAUAACCGGUAUCUCUUCCAGUGAUGAUAAAUCCUCAGACCCAUCAUACUACUUCUGUGGAAAUUCCCUCGGAUUGAUGCCCCUAUCCACUGAAAAGGCUGUUCUACAAGAAAUUGACGCAUGGAAACAGAGGGGAGUUGUAUCACAUUUCGACCAUCCUCAUGCUGAACCCUGGGUUUCUAUAGAUGACCCAGUGACACCAUUGCUCGCACCACUAGUUGGUAGCGAACAAUACCCAUCUGAAGUAGCAAUAAUGAAUACUUUGACUGGAAAUCUUCAUACAAUGCUCAGUACUUUUUAUCGUCCUGAGGGCAAGAGAUACAAAAUCCUUUUUGAACAAAAGGCCUUUCCUUCAGACACUUAUGCAUUUCAGGGACAAGUCCAGCUGCAUGGAUACUCAAUUGAAGACGGUCUAAUCCCUUUGGCUCCUAGAGAGGGUGAGUAUACACUUCGAACCGAAGACAUCUUGGCGGAAAUUGAACGCAGCGGCGACUCAAUUGCAGUUAUUAUUUUCUCGGGAAUCCAGUUCUAUACUGGCCAGCUAUUCGACAUGAAGACUAUCACUCAAGCUGGAAAAUCCAAGGGUUGUAUUGUUGGUUGGGAUCUAGCUCAUGCUAUCGGUAAUGUACCAAUGAAACUACAUGAUUGGGGUGUGGAUUUUGCUGUAUUUUGUACAUACAAGUAUCUUAAUUCUGGUCCCGGUAGCAUUGGCGGCAUUUUCGUCCACUCCAAGCAUUCUGAUGACAAGCGUCCACGACUUGCCGGCUGGUGGGGCAAUAAUUCAUCCACCAGGUUUCAAAUGCUUGAUGAUUUUGAUCCUAUUUCAGGCGCUUAUGGUUUUAGAAUGUCCAAUCCCAGUGUACUAAAUACUGUUUGUUUGGGAGAGAGUCUUAAAUUGUUUAAAAAGGCAGGCGGUAUUGAGUAUUUGCGAAAGCGUAGUCUUUCCAUGACCAAUUACCUAUACGAUCUACUUAUAAAAUCGAAAUUUUAUGUGGAUCCGGAGGUUGUGGCAUCCGGUAAAGUUCCUUCGCCGUCUUUCACGAUUAUCACACCCAAGAAUCCAGAAGAACGAGGUGCCCAACUUUCACUUUUAUUCCUUCCCAUUAACUCUGGAAACAUGCAAAAGGUUUUUUCAUAUUUCGAAAGCCGGGGAGUGAUUGGUGAUGAGCGCAAACCAGAUGUCCUUCGAUUGGCACCUAACCACUUUUACAAUACUCACCAGGAGGUACUAGCAGUUACAGAAAUGCUUGAUGCAGCUUUAGACUCUAUUUAA
Sugiyamaella lignohabitans is the source of this 1425-nucleotide messenger RNA. It is a transcript of the gene BNA5, whose product is annotated as kynureninase. Gene Ontology annotation, cellular component: cytoplasm. Bases 1 to 1425 code for a protein of 474 amino acids. The record is from RefSeq and is a predicted model, not a curated record. The transcript has a single exon. Gene Ontology annotation, molecular function: kynureninase activity; pyridoxal phosphate binding. NCBI's taxonomy places the organism in Eukaryota, Fungi, Ascomycota, Dipodascomycetes, Dipodascales, Trichomonascaceae. Gene Ontology annotation, biological process: NAD+ biosynthetic process.